UCCAACAGAUGAUGAUGUCAGCGACCGAGUUCUUUCGUACGGCGACCAAUGGCGAGCCGGCUACUGAUCCCGGGGACCGGGGCCAGCCUGGGUUCUCUGUCAACGAGCGGAUGAGAUUCGCCCAGACUCUGAAAAGAGCUGGCCUGACAGACGCCUAUCGCCACAUGCACCCCGGCAAGGACAUGCAGGCAGGAUUCACGUGGUGUGGCAACCCUGUGGGGAGGUACCGAGGCAAGCGCAUGCCGGUUGACUACUUCUGUGUGUCCGACAACCUUCUACCCCGAUUGGCGACAUGUGACAUACAUGGGCGAGGGUUCGAAGAGGACC
Messenger RNA from Closterium sp. Naga37s-1, 327 nucleotides. NCBI's taxonomy places the organism in Eukaryota, Viridiplantae, Streptophyta, Zygnematophyceae, Desmidiales, Closteriaceae. The record is from the annotation of a GenBank genome assembly.